Zingiber officinale is the source of this 2199-nucleotide messenger RNA. RefSeq lists its product as uncharacterized. The coding region runs from base 1 to 2199 and encodes 732 amino acids. Gene Ontology annotation, molecular function: nucleic acid binding; zinc ion binding. Gene Ontology annotation, biological process: DNA integration. The transcript is spliced from 5 exons. NCBI's taxonomy places the organism in Eukaryota, Viridiplantae, Streptophyta, Magnoliopsida, Zingiberales, Zingiberaceae. The record is from RefSeq and is a predicted model, not a curated record.
AUGCAGCACUCACGAGGUUGUGUGCUCGACCGCCGCCGCCAUCUCACCGACCAACAACAGUCUCCACGGUCCUCUGGUCGAGUUCCAGGAGUCUGGGAGGCGGUGGAGCUAGCGGAAGGAGCUCAGGUGGAUGCAAAGAAGGACAAAAAGGCACGUGCAUACAUCCUGCAGUGUGUCCCCGAAGACAUCGUUCUCCAGAUCGCAACAAAGAAGACGGCGAAGGAAGUCUGGGACAGCCUCAAGACGAGGUACCUUGGUAGUGAUCGGGUGAAGAAGGCACGUGUACAAACAUUGAAGAGCGAGUUCGACGCUCUCUGGAUGAAAGAGACCGAAACGAUUGAUGAGUUUGCUGGCAAACUCAGUGCCCUAAGCAGCAAGUUCUCCACCCUUGGUGCCACGCUUGAAGAUUCCUCGUUGGUAAAAAAAUUGCUCGAUUCUAUCCCUGAUAAAUUCUUUCCUAUUGUUGCUGGUAUUGAGCAAUUCUACGACCUUGAGUCUAUACCACUUGAGGAGGCUAUAGGGCGACUGAAGGCGUACGAAGAACGAACGCUACGACUACGCAGCAACACCAACGGCACUGAAGGUGAGCUCCUAUUAACCCAUGCCGAAUGGCAAAUGCGACAGAAGGGGAGCAACGUGGACACUUCGUCAGGAGGAAAGGGGCGUGGGUCCAGCAGCCCUAGUCGUGGCAAAUGGCGUGGACGUGGGCAAGGGCGCGGUCGUGGUCGUGGUACGCAACGCCAAGACAGUGCAGGAGGGACUAGCGGCAACAACAGUGGCACUCGAGACAAGAGACAUAUAAAAUGUUUCAAUUGCGAGAAAAUGGGGCAUUAUACGUCCGAAUGCUACAACAAGCGGCAUGAUGAUGAGGCUCACCUCACUUGUGCCACCGAUGAAGAGCCGGCACUGAUGAUGACCGUGUCCCACGAGGAGUCUGACACUAGGCAUGAGCGGCAGGAUACCAUUCUGCUCAGUGAAGAUAGGUUGCUACCGGAGAUGUACCGCGGCGUUAAGAAAGAAGAUAAAGACGUCUGGUACCUUGACAACGAAACUGGGAACGAAGUGAACAUGGAGAAAGAUAUCAUGAAGGUGAUUGAUAGGAGCGGGAAGCUCUUGAUGCAGGUAAAGCGAACACAAAAUCGCUUGUACAAGCUGUUAGGGGAGAAGAAAUUGACAGUUGAUGUACCUCCAUUGCCCCAGCCGAACAAGCUUUGCGAGGUAUGUGUGGUCGCUAAACAUGCAAGGUCACCAUUCCCGCACCAAGCAAACUUCAGAGCGACAAAGCCGUUGGAACUUCUCCAUGCUGAUAUUUGCGGGCCAAUUUCACCAAGUACACUGGCUGCAAAGAAAGAUGUAUUCCAAGCAUUCAAGAAAUUCAAGUCCGUGACGGAGAACACGACUGAGUACAAGAUCAAAACACUUCGGACAGACCGUGGCGGUGAGUUUCUAUCCACAGAGUUCACUCGAUUCUGUGAAAAUGAAGAGAUCGAGCGGCACUUUACGGCUCCCUACACACCCCAACAGAAUGGCGUUGUAGAGCGCCGUAAUCGCAUUGUGAUGGCCAUGGCAAGAUCUCUCCUCAAGGGUACACAUAUGCCGGCAAGGUUCUGGGGAGAGGCAGUUAGGCAUGCUGUCUAUCUGCUAAAUCGUCUCCCAACUAAGGCGCUAGGAGACCGUACCCCAUUUGAAGCCUGGAUGGGGAGAAAGCCACAUCUCGCCCACUUGAGAGUGUUCGGUUGUGUUGCAUACGUGAAAAAUACAACCCCUCACCUGAAGAAACUUGACGACAGAAGUUCACCCAUGGUAUACUUGGGUGUCGAGGAAGGUUGCAAAGCUCAUCGUUUAUUUGAUCCAAGGCAUGACAAGCUACAAGUAAGUAGAGAUGUAGUAUUUCAAGAAAAUAGUGAAUGGACAUGGACUGCAGGUGCUAACCAUGAAGAAAACUUACCGGAGUUUAUGGUGGAGGAUGCACUCGACACCGACGAGGUGAUUGUUGUAGCAGACAUUGAGGCAGGAACAGAAGAUGUCGCACCACCGGCAACAGCCGUGGUAUCCAUGACAAGAGCAUCAAGUCCAUCUACAUCAUCAUCGAGCACCCAUACAACUACCUCACCUGACUCUCAUGAAGGGCCAGUUUGGUUUAGGUCCAUUGCCGAUAUAUAUGCCAACACUGAGAAAGUGGUUGGUAUUGAUGAAUAA